Messenger RNA from Dentiscutata heterogama, 266 nucleotides. The record is from the annotation of a GenBank genome assembly. Lineage: Eukaryota; Fungi; Glomeromycota; Glomeromycetes; Diversisporales; Gigasporaceae.
AUGAAUUUCUGGCAUGGUAAAAAAACACAAAAAAGUAAUCGCGCAAGAACAAGCCAACGUCCUUUAUUCCUUUCCCCUCCUUUUAUUGAUGCUUCUCUAGUAGAUGGAAGUUUUAAAAAAAUUGUUGUUUUACCAAAAUAUGUGGAUGAAGAUGAGUGGCUGGCUGUAAAUGUCUUUGAAUUUUUUACUUAUCUUAAUAUGUUCUAUGGAACGGUUACCGAUUUCUGUACACCCACUAAUUGCCCUACUAUGAGUGCUGGUCCAAA